AUGACUGGAAGGACUAUGACCAGGAUCCGUCAUACCUCCGCACGCCUCACAUACGCAUUCACCAAGACAGGAACAAGAUGCAAUCACGCCUACUACAUUGUUGAGUACUGUCCCAAUGACAUGGCAAACGCUGCACAGACAAGUUCGCGUACGAACGGAUUGCUCUUCCCGCGGAGGAUCUCUUAUCCGGAAGUGGAUGCCUGGAUGAAUCGUCUCCGUCUCCAUCAGGAAUUGGAACCUCUUGAAUACUACCUGAACAAACUGCUUGAGAUGGGGAAAGGAGUCGUCCCGUUGUCACGAUUUGUUGGGGCGUUUUCGAGAACACUUGGUUGGGGGAAAAGUUUGAGGAUUCGCUUUGAUUCAAGAGAUCAAACUAUCUUGCACAAUGCGUCCGAAGUUUCAUGA
Messenger RNA from Tremella mesenterica DSM 1558, 405 nucleotides. RefSeq lists its product as uncharacterized. The record is from RefSeq and is a predicted model, not a curated record. Bases 1 to 405 code for a protein of 134 amino acids. The transcript has 4 exons. Lineage: Eukaryota; Fungi; Basidiomycota; Tremellomycetes; Tremellales; Tremellaceae.